UCAAACAAACUGCAGUUGUGUGGUUUUGAUGAAUAAAAAUGGAAAAGCUUGAUCUGCCCGACUGGAUGUCCCAGCUGCCUACUGAGCUCCAUUCAGUUCCCCUACGGGACCUCGCCAUACCUGGAAGUCAUCACACCAUGACCUACUGUCUGGAUGGCUCGUCGGAUUUGGAGCCCAAUGCAUCCGAAUUGCUGAAGAUCCUAAAAAAAGUCUUCGGUCAUUUUGUCGAUGACAUUGUCGAGAGAUGGGCCACAACACAGGAACUAAAUAUCAUUCAGCAGCUGGAUGCAGGUGUUCGGUAUUUUGAUUUGAGAAUUGCUUGUAAGCCAAAUGAUGUCACUCACAUCUUGUACUUUGCCCAUGCACUCUACACUACAGUUACUGUGGAGGAAACCUUCAACAAAGUUCAUCAGUGGUUGGCAGGCCACCCAAAGGAGGUUAUCAUUCUCGCCUGCUCAACAUUCGAUGGUGUGGAUGUUAGUGAUCAUCAGAGUUUCAUUGCCCAACUGAUCCAGCUCUUUGGGAAGAAACUCUGCCCUAAAAUGGCGCGCCCCUCUCUUCAGCACUGCUGGGAUCAUGGAUAUCAAGUGAUCCUUUCCUACGCCCAUUCAGCAGCUUCUGGCCACCAGGAGCUGUGGCCAGAGAUUGACUACUGGUGGUCUGACCAAGACAGGACAUCAGCAAGUAAGGUUAUACAAUACUUGGAUGACCGCUUGAAGGGCAAAGGACAAGAUGAUACCCUCUUCAUGUCAGGUCUGAACCUCACUCCAAAUUCAGACUAUGUGGCGGCAAACGUAUUGUCAUCCAUAAAGGAAAUGACUCUUGCUGCUUAUCCAGAGUUACUAGCCUGGGUCAAAAGGCAACACUGUGGUCAAGGCAAAGGAUGCAUCAACAUUAUCGCUGCUGAUUUUGUGGGUGUUAAUCAAUUUGUCCAGCUUGUCAUUGAGAUCAAUCGGAAAAAAUGAUCAAGUCAUUUAAUUCAUUCACUUAAGCAGGAAAGAUAAAAUAAUUUAAAAACCUGAUAAGAGACACUUCUAAAAGGGAAUAGGGGACAGGGAGGGUACUGUUCCGGAGGGUACUGUUCCGUAUACUGGGUCCUGUACCUUUCAUUCCGUAUAUUAAUGACUUGUCAGACAUAUGCCCUGAUGUACAGUAGGUCUCCAGAUGUAUGCUGAUGAUACAGAUGUGCUGUAUGCAUCUGGUACUAUACCUACAAUUUUGUUGUAGACAAACUAAAUACUAAAAACUAAAAACUAAAAACUACUUGGCUUGAAUCAACACUAAACACCUAGUGUUUAAACACUAAAAAACAAUUCUGUUUUUCCAUUAAUAAAUCAGCUGCAACACAACCCUUGAAUGUAAGUGAGCUCAUCAAAGUGUCAGAGGUAAAGUAUGUAUAAUUCUGGAUAUCACCAAAUCAUGGUAAUUCCGCAACAAUCUUGUACUCAUGCCUAGUCCUCUGUGUUUAACCAUUUGCAUUGUAUCUGUCUUUUCUUUCCUUUGUUCUUUUAUACCUCUUUAAAGUAUACUUUAUUGCUAUCUAUCUCUUUUAUUGCGUAGUCAUAAAAGCCCUUCUAGGGACAAGUUUUGUAAAUUGGAAUAGCUAGAAACACCAUGAUAACUUUCAUCAGAGAGUUGUUUUCUGUUUGUCUAUGCAUACUGUAUCAUGGAAUUCCAUUCAUGGGGGGCCAUACAAUAAAUUA
This is a messenger RNA of Alosa alosa (allis shad), 1703 nucleotides long. Its product is annotated as PI-PLC X domain-containing protein 1-like. The coding region runs from base 39 to 965 and encodes 308 amino acids. The record is from RefSeq and is a predicted model, not a curated record. Gene Ontology annotation, biological process: lipid metabolic process. The transcript has 6 exons. Gene Ontology annotation, molecular function: phosphoric diester hydrolase activity. NCBI's taxonomy places the organism in Eukaryota, Metazoa, Chordata, Actinopteri, Clupeiformes, Clupeidae.